AUGAAUUUAAAUUCUGUUAAACAUGUUUAUAUUUUUAAUAAAAAAACAGCAAAUAAUUGUAUAAAAUAUUUUCCAAAUGCUACUCAAUUGACAAUUAAAUAUUAUUUUAAUAUACCUGAUGAUUCAAAUUCAAUAAUUCUUAAUCGUAUUAUUCCUUUAAAACAAAUGACUAAAUUAACAAUUGAUUGUUAUUAUUUUUCUUUUCAACAACUUAUUAAUCUAUUACAUUUUUUACCAAAUAUUCAUAUAUUAAAAUGGAAUUUUAUAAAUUACAAUGAAAAUAAUCUACCAAAUGAUACUUUUGAAUAUGUAUCAAAAACAAAUAAAAUAAAAAAUUUAGAUAUUAAAUCAUUAUGUACAUUAGACUUAAUUGAAAUAAUUGUUAAUUUAUUUCCAAAAUUAGAAUAUCUUAAAAUUGGAAUAAAUCGAAAAGAAAUUAAACAUAUUACACGAUAUAUAUUAUCAAAAAGUAAUAAUAAAAUAUGUUAUUUAUUCUUGUUAUGUAUUACAGAAAUACCUAAAAUAUGUUUAACACAAAAUUGA
This is a messenger RNA of Rotaria sordida, 543 nucleotides long. The record is from the annotation of a GenBank genome assembly. NCBI's taxonomy places the organism in Eukaryota, Metazoa, Rotifera, Eurotatoria, Philodinida, Philodinidae.